AAAAGAAAUCAAUGUUACAAUACCUAAUGCGAUAACCUAAGUACAGACCACCGCCAUUACCACCAGUAUCAUAUCACAUCACACACACUACGUACAUAUACUCCUUCUUCCUCACAUCCUACGGCGCAUACGGCAUUCCAUUCUGCGUCAACUCACGCGCCUUUGGACACUUUCUCGCUUUCUCCCUCCUUGUAACAAUACUUCCUCUUCCCUCCCGUCUAUCUUUUGGCCUUGUCUUGUCCCUCCUUCAAUCCCGCUCUUUAGUCCUAGUACAACAACACCAACGUUGAAAUAACUCAAACAUCCUUCUAGUUCUUUUCGCAUUCAUUCCAUUCCACUACGGUCAAUAUCGAGGUCAUUCAUCUAUUAGAAUAUUCUGAAUGUUUCAUGAAUAGAUAUUUGCAUUCGCAAUUGAGACACGGCUUUUCCCGUCUUGUUGCACAUAAAUCCUUUAGUUGUACAAGAAGCCUUGCGACGUCGAACAGUUCUUUGAUUCGACAAUCACUCCUGCAGAAUACUCGGAAUACUCCACUAUCAUUUACAUCUGCGUUUUUAACCACAGAUAUCCGCUCAUUCAGUACAUCUCAUUGUCCAAGAAAAGGCCACUCAAACACAAUGGUCGGUACCAAUGGCGUUGCAACGCGUGCGAAGAGAAAGUCACAUCCAACAGUGCCGGAAAGACCUCAAAAACAACUUCGUGCUUUGAACGGAAAAGAGUCAACAGGUGUUAAUACCCCAGAACUCGACCUGAUUUCGGAUGAUGAUUACGAUCUCGAUGGACCUCAGUUAGUACCCGGCUUAGCAGCAGAUACAGCGGAAUGGCAGGCCGCAAUCGAGCAGGUGGUCCGAAAUGUUGUGUCGAUCCGAUUCUGUCAGACAUGUUCCUUUGAUACGGAUCCUGCGUUGACCAGCGAAGCUACUGGUUUUGUGGUAGAUGCAGAGAGAGGGUUUGUUUUCUCUGCUCCAGCUCAAUCAAAUCCUCCUACGGAUAUUCAGCUUGCCUUUGAACUUUAUUAAUAUUUUUGCAGAUACAUUUUGACCAAUCGACAUGUUGUUGGAUCAGGACCUUUCUGGGGAUAUUGUGUCUUCGAUAAUCACGAAGAAGUUGAUGCCUACCCAGUGUACCGUGAUCCCGUUCACGAUUUUGGUAUAUUACGAUUCGACCCUAAAGCUAUUAAAUACAUGCCUGUUUCCGCUCUGGGCUUACGACCGGAUCUCGCCAAGGUAGGGUCGGAGAUCAGAGUUGUUGGUAAUGAUGCCGGAGAAAAACUUAGUAUUUUAUCAGGAGUGAUCAGCAGACUGGACAGAAAUGCCCCUGAAUACGGAGAUGGAUACUGCGACUUCAAUACCAACUACAUACAAGCAGCUGCAGCGGCAAGUGGCGGUAGUUCAGGAAGUCCCGUCGUCAAUGUAGGCUGAAUACCCGCAUCUCCAAAAUUUUAAGACCCUCGAAAUAUUGACAUGCCGCUAGAUUGAUGGAUAUGCUGUCGCCCUGCAAGCAGGUGGCAGAAGUGAUGGGGCCGCCACUGAUUAUUUCUUACCCCUCGAUCGACCUUUAAGAGCUCUUCAAUGCAUACAGCAAGGGAAACCAAUUACCCGUGGAACAAUUCAGUGCCAAUGGUUGAUCAAGCCUUUUGAUGAAUGUCGCAGGCUUGGAUUAACACCAGACUGGGAGGAUGUUGUACGAACAGGGUUCCCUAAAGAGACGGGUAUGCUCGUUGCAGAAAUUGUUCUUCCAGAAGGGCCAUCACAUAAACUGAUUGAAGAGGGAGAUCUUUUACUGAAAGUCAACGGUGAAUUACUGACACAGUUUAUCCGCUUGGAUGAUAUCCUGGACUCCACGGUUGGCCAGACGGUGAGUUUCCUUAUCCAGCGCGGUGGAGAAGAUAUUGAGGUUGCGGUUGAUGUUGGCGAUCUUCAUUCAAUUACACCGGAUCGUUUUGUCUCUGUCGCAGGGGGUAGCUUCCACGAUUUGUCGUAUCAACAAGCGCGUCUAUAUGGUGUUGCUUGCAAGGGCGUGUUCAUGUGUGAAGCCAGUGGAUCUUUCCGAUUCGAAGGCACUGAUAAUGGCUGGAUCAUUCAAACUAUCGAUCAUAAAAAGACACCCGAUCUGGAAAGCUUCAUUGAAGUCAUGAAGAGAAUUCCGGACCGAGAAAGAGUUGUAGUAACAUACAAACAUCUCCGAGAUCUUCACACCCUUAAUACCGGCAUUCUGCAGGUUGAUCGCCAUUGGUCAAGCAAGAUGAGAUUGGCUGUCAGAAAUGACAUUAGCGGUCUCUGGGAUUUCACAGAUUUGGCCGACGCUCUCCCACCUACACCCCCUGUAGCUAGGUCUGCAAAGUUCAUACAACUCGAGAAUUCGCAGCAUCCAGCAGCAGCGGAUAUCGUUCGAAGCUUCGUUCGAGUGCUAUGUCACAUGCCCGUCAAGCUAGACGGUUAUCCUCGAAACCGCAAGUGGGGUAUGGGUGUUGUCAUCGAUGCCGAGAAAGGAUUGGUUGUCAUCUCUAGAGCAGUUGUUCCAUAUGAUCUAUGUGACAUUUCAAUCACGAUCGCCGAUUCCAUUAUUGUGGAAGGAAAAGUGGUGUUUUUGCACCCUUUACAAAAUUAUGCUAUUAUCAAAUACGACCCUUCGCUGGUUCUUGCCCCAGUGCAAAGCGCGAAAUUGAGCAAUAAGCAACCCUCUCAAGGAGCUUCAACAUACUUUGUUGGUUUUAAUACGAAUAUGCGACUCGUCGCUGCUAAAACCACCAUCACUGAAAUCACGGCUGUUGCUAUUCCUGCAAAUGCUGCGUCACCAAGAUAUCGGGCCAUCAACAUCGAUGCUAUCACUGUUGACACAAGUCUGAGUGGUCAAUGUGGAAGUGGUGUGCUCAUUGGUGAAGAUGGCAUCGUCCAAGCUUUGUGGUUGACUUAUUUGGGAGAAAGAUCUCAAUCCAGUUCAAAAGAUGUCGAAUACUAUCUUGGUCUUGCCACUCCCACGCUUUUACCCGUCAUCAAAAAAAUACAAAAUGACGAGAAGCCUAAGCUGCGCAUGUUGAGCGUCGAAUUCAACACCAUUCAAAUGGCUCAAGCUCGUGUCAUGGGUGUAUCUGAAGAAUGGAUUCACAAAGUUGCUGAAGAUAAUUUAUCUCGCCAUCAACUUUUCAUGGUCCGAAAGCGCACUUUUGAGCGAAAUAGUGAGUCAGGUGCCCUUCUUGAAGGAGAUAUCAUUCUUUCUCUUAAUGGUAAAAUCAUUACUCGUAUAAAUGAACUUGAUGUUAUGUACGAUCAUAAGGUCCUUGAUGCAGUCAUUGUCCGCGAUUGCAAGGAGAUGAACAUUAAGCUUGAUACUGUUUCAGCAGAUGAUCUCGAGACCGACCGAGCUAUUUCUUUCUGUGGUGCUAUUCUACAUCGGCCUCAUCAUGCUGUGCGCCAACAAAUUUCCAAACUUCAUAGCGAGGUUUAUGUUGCUGCGAGAACAAGAGGAUCGCCAUCAUACCAAUACAAUCUUGCACCAACCAACUUUGUGACACAUGUCAAUGGGAAACCAACACCGGAUUUAGAAUCGUUCUUGAAGGUGGUCAUUAAGAUUCCUGACAACACAUGUAGGAUCGCCUUUCUCUGUUUAUAUUAUUCAUCUGCUAAUACUGCUCGAUAGAUUUCCGCAUCAAGGUAGUAACCUUUGAUAAUGUUCCAUGGGUCAUCACUAUGAAGAAGAACGAUCACUACUUUCCAACAGCAGAGUGGAUUAAAGAUCCCUCGGAAAAAAGUGGUUGGAAAAGAAUCACCUACGAAAUGGGUAAUGCCGUGGAGGGCGAAGGUAAAGAAGGCAUUCGUAGUGUAGUUGGGGACGAGGUCGGAGAUUUUGGUGAUGGAGGAGGAGCUGAUGAGCCUAUAUCUCUCAAGUCAUUGUUCUGAAUACCUCAUACAUAAUGCGAACUUGCAUAGAUGAGGCAUGGUUUCAUUGUGUAUUUUAUAGCGGUCUACUGGCAUUUUCAUGGAUGGAUAGUUAAUCCUCAGUGAGCGAACGCGUACGGUAUUGAUAUGCGACGCUUAAUUAUAGUUAUAGUAGAUAGGGCCGAGGUUUGCAUCUUCCCGUGGGUGUAGUCUAGUUAACAGACAUGACUCUGUGACAUUUCUUGAUGAUGGCCGAUGAUAUCAAACCGAUUGAUGACAGGAGAGGAUGGAUACUAUCAAUCAUUGCCAAUCAUGUAUAUGUGAUAAUCCUUUUGUAUAAAAUGAU
Messenger RNA from Sclerotinia trifoliorum, 4222 nucleotides. Lineage: Eukaryota; Fungi; Ascomycota; Leotiomycetes; Helotiales; Sclerotiniaceae. The record is from the annotation of a GenBank genome assembly.